Molecule: messenger RNA, 837 nt
Organism: Hymenoscyphus albidus
Lineage: Eukaryota; Fungi; Ascomycota; Leotiomycetes; Helotiales; Helotiaceae
Source: the annotation of a GenBank genome assembly
AUGGACUCGGAACCAAUUUCCUUGAGAACCCUCACGAUCCUCCUCAAAUACGAGAGAUCUACCUCCGACGCUCGUUUCCCAAAUGUUCGUCUCAUCAACACCAGCUUCGUGGACCUAGCCUGUAAGCUCCCUACACAGACAAUAAAAGCUGAAUUCCCGAAAAAACCCAAAACUAUCAGGGAGGAGCACUUUCACCACUUCGGACAUCAAGGCGCUCCAGCAUUCUCUACCGAGGAGGCAAUCGUAGCAACAUGUAUCAUCCAUCCUACUGCUCAACCAGCAAUCAAGGGGCUUUCCCUCAAAAAUCGUGACCUGAUUUUCAACAUCACACGUGGUUUCAAUGGUUGUUUCCAUGCCCUUCACCUUUAUCAACAAUUCUUCAAGCUCUACCCGCCAGGUCGAAAAGUCUCAAUCCAGCUAGGCAAAGAGGAACCUAUUCUUUUCGAGCCGUCAUCGCGCGUCAUUCCCGAGUUCGACUUGUUUGGUACGAAGUUAUUUUCAGUUUCUAUGGUUCAUUCUCCUAUACCUCAAGAGUCUAGAUACUUCGACCUCCUCGCUUGUGGGGACGAGGAAGGUAGGCGACACGCCAUUCUCGGUUUUCCAUCCCCAAAUGACCCCGAGGAGUACCUCGUGGUGGACAUGACAUCUUUGCAAUAUGGAGAGGUCGUUGGAGGGGUAUUUGGAGAACCAUACUUCAUUGGUACCUUGAAGGAUUGGAACGUUAUGAUGAGCAAAUGCUGUGACAAGUUGGUAGUGGUAAAAGUCUCGCAAUUGGUUGGGGAUUCCAAGUUCACACAAAACUCAAAGGAAUGCGCAGAGAGAGUUUUGAAAAAGUAG